AAGCAUAAUUGCUCUCUCUCUCUCGCUCUCGCUCUCGCUCUCUCAGAGUAUAUAUCCUGUCUGUCUUCAACAAUCAACCUACAUAGUAGUAGUGUAUAUAUCUCUGUUCGAUUCUCUCCAACUUUCAUCGUCUUCCAAUUUUGAAGCUUAGGAGCAGAGAAAGAAAUUUGUUUGGAAAUCGGAACUAUUUGCAGUAAUUAAGGAUCAAAGCUGAGCAAACAUGGCGGUUUGGAGUCGCCAAAUAACCGGCGGCUCAAUCGGAACCCAGGCGGGGUCGGAAACGAGCCGUCAUUUGCAUCUACGCAGGCAGGGAGCAGAAUUCCAGCGCGUUAUCUCGCCGUGGCGGCGACGGCGGCCGGAAAUCGUUCUGAGAGCGGCGGCGACGAGGCAAUGGGCGGUGGAGGCCCCGGCCGGAGCGAGCGGGAAGUUCCGAGAGGUGAGGAUUCGUAAGCGGCGUUGCUCGUGUGCGGUUGGAGAUCUCCAAGGAGUGGAGGAUUCGGUUGAGAGCUGCGGGAAAAGCGGUGGCAAUCGUAGGGCGGAGGUUUUGGUUGCAGCAACGGCUACGGUGAUCCUGGGCGUUGGUAAUCGAGUCCUCUACAAGCUCGCUCUUGUCCCACUCAAACAAUAUCCCUUCUUCUUGGCUCAGCUCGCCACGUUCGGGUAUGUGAUUGUAUACUCUUCUAUCCUGUUUCUUCGCUACCAUGCUGGCAAGGUUACCAAUGAAAUGCUUUCAUUGCCUAAAACUCCAUUCCUUGCUGUUGGUCUUUUGGAGGCUCUUGGUGCUGCUUCUGGUAUGGCGGCUGGAGCUAUUCUUUCCGGCGCAGCAAUUCCAGUAUUGUCCCAGAGCUUUCUUGUCUGGCAACUUCUCCUGUCUUAUAUUUUCCUUGGCAGAAGAUAUAGUUUCAACCAAUUGUUUGGGUGCUUUCUUGUGGCAAUGGGUGUUAUUAUAACUGUAGCAAGUGGAUCUAGUGCUGGUUCUAUAAUGGAAGCAGGGAUAUUUUGGAGUCUUUUGAUGAUUGUUUCUUUUUUAUUUCAAGCUGCUGAUACUGUGUUGAAGGAAAUAAUAUUUUUGGAUGCUGCUCGUAAGUUGAAGGGUGGUACAGUGGAUCUAUUUGUUGUGAACACUUUUGGAUCUGCUUUCCAGGCAGUUUUUAUAAGCCUCCUCCUCCCUUUUUUAUCAAAGUUAUGGGGUAUCCCGUUUUUUCAAUUGCCAACGUAUGUAAAAGAUGGCGCAGCCUGCUUUUUGAACCUCGGAACAAUACAGGGAUGUGAUGGUGCACCUUUGUUACCUCUGCUGUUUGUCAUCGUCAACAUGGGUUUCAAUAUAUCGUUGUUACACCUGCUCAAGAUCUCCUCUGCUGUGGUUUCUUGCCUCGCAUCCACAUUUUCUGUUCCAAUAGCGGUGUUUAUCUUCACGCUUCCAUUACCAUAUCUCGGAGUCGCAUCAUCUCUCCCACCCGGCUUCAUAGUUGGUGCUGCCAUCCUUGUUCUGGGAAUGCUUAUUUAUGCUUGGACACCAUCACUUCACAUGGCUAAAGCAAGCACCUGAUUCUGGCCACAUCAGCAAUGUAUUUGCCAUCAUUCUGAUCAAAUUCUGUGGCGCUGCAGCUCAACUGUUGCAUAUGUAUUCUGGGAAGUGCAAGAGGAAGACAAUGGUUUGUAAAAUUAAGUAGGGAAUAAAACAGGACAGGAACCCCCGGUUCAACAGAAUUGUUGAUUGGGGUUUUUUUGUGUGUAUACUUAAAGAAGUGCAAGCUGGAUUGAGCAUGCCGUUCGGAUCAUAACUUUAUUGUAUUUUUAAGGGAAAAGAAAUACAAUUGUAAUGGUUUAGAAUACUGAAAAUUGUUUUUUUUUUUUU
Ipomoea triloba (trilobed morning glory) is the source of this 1858-nucleotide messenger RNA. Its product is annotated as protein CLT3, chloroplastic-like. The record is from RefSeq and is a predicted model, not a curated record. The transcript is spliced from 10 exons. NCBI's taxonomy places the organism in Eukaryota, Viridiplantae, Streptophyta, Magnoliopsida, Solanales, Convolvulaceae. Bases 221 to 1549 code for a protein of 442 amino acids.